Molecule: messenger RNA, 1938 nt
Organism: Penicillium argentinense
Lineage: Eukaryota; Fungi; Ascomycota; Eurotiomycetes; Eurotiales; Aspergillaceae
Gene: rpdA
Product: histone deacetylase RPD3
Exons: 4
Coding region: 1-1938 (645 amino acids)
Molecular function (GO): histone deacetylase activity
Source: RefSeq, a predicted model, not a curated record
AUGGCUGCGGAGCCUCUUUCCAACGGCGUUGGUGCGAACAACAAGAAGGUCGCCUACUUCUACGACUCUGAUGUAGGCAAUUAUGCCUACGUCUCCGGUCACCCAAUGAAGCCGCACCGAAUUCGCAUGACGCACAGUUUGGUCAUGAACUAUGGCCUUUACAAGAAAAUGGAAAUCUACCGUGCGAAACCGGCCUCGAAAUAUGAAAUGACUCAAUUCCAUACCGAUGAAUAUAUCGACUUCCUGUCAAAGGUGACACCAGAUAAUAUGGAUCAGUUUUCGAAGGAACAAAGUCGUUACAAUGUCGGUGACGAUUGCCCUGUGUUCGAUGGUCUGUUCGAAUUCUGCGGUAUCAGCGCUGGUGGCAGUAUGGAGGGCGCAGCGCGAUUGAACCGCAACAAAUGUGACGUUGCUGUCAACUGGGCGGGAGGUCUGCACCAUGCCAAAAAAAGCGAGGCUAGCGGCUUCUGUUACGUGAAUGAUAUUGUUCUCGGCAUUCUGGAGCUUCUUCGUUUCAAGCAGAGAGUCCUCUAUGUUGAUAUUGACGUACACCACGGCGAUGGUGUUGAAGAAGCGUUCUACACGACAGAUCGUGUUAUGACCGUCUCGUUCCACAAAUAUGGCGAGUAUUUCCCGGGCACAGGCGAGCUCCGCGAUAUCGGUGUCGGCCAUGGAAAGUACUAUGCCGUCAACUUCCCUUUGCGUGACGGUAUCAACGAUGUCUCCUACAAGAGCAUUUUCGAGCCUGUGAUCAAGAGCGUUAUGGAAUGGUACCGUCCCGAGGCUGUUGUCCUGCAGUGCGGUGGUGAUAGCUUGUCUGGGGACCGCCUAGGUUGUUUCAACCUGAGUAUGCGCGGCCAUGCCAAUUGUGUCAACUUUAUCAAGGGCUUUGACUUGCCAACCUUGAUUCUCGGUGGAGGUGGCUACACCAUGCGUAAUGUCGCACGUACCUGGGCUUUUGAAACUGGCAUUUUGGUCGGAGACAGCCUGGGCUCUGAUCUGCCCUACAACGAUUACUACGAGUACUUUGCACCGGAUUACGAGCUUGAUGUUCGCCCCUCCAAUAUGGACAACGCCAAUACGAAGGACUACCUUGACAAGAUCCGAACCCAAGUUGUUGAGAAUCUUAAGCGUACUGCGUUUGCGCCCUCGGUCCAAAUGACCGAUGUGCCGCGCAAUCCUCUUGUCGAGGGCAUGGACGAUGAUGCCGAUGAUGUUCUCGACGACCUAGAUGAGGAUGAAAACAAGGACAAACGAUUCACUCAACGUCGUUUCGAUCAGUACGUCGAAAAACCUGGCGAGCUCAGUGAGAGCGAGGAUGAGGAUGAGAACGCCGCCAAUGGUGUCCGUCGCCAACCGGGAGCUAUUCGACGUCGCAACCAAGUAAAUUACAGGAAUCUUGAUCCUGCGGACUCUGGUCUCGACAGCGGUAUGGCUACCCCGCAGGAUGCCUCGUCUGUCGCUGAUGGCGACUUGGAUAGUGGCUUGGACACCAAGAUGACCGACGUGCCCCGAACGGAGCCUGAGGCGUCGGCUACUGCCUUAAAUGAUCAGGAUAACGCUGCUGAUGCCGAUCAAAUGGUGGUCGAAGGCGAAGACAAGGAUGCAUCUGCGGCCGCUUCUCGGCAACCUUCUUCCCCGCAUGACGAGGAUACAGCCAUGGAGGAUGCCGCUCCGGCUCCUCAAUCCGAACAGUCUGCUCCUGCAACUGAGCCCCAGGAAGAGAAGAAGCCAGAGACUUCAACUGCUACAGACGAUGCCUCUGGUACUCCUAAAGCUCCCACUUCUCCUCGAGCUGAAUUCCCCUCGAAAGAGCCCUCUGCGUCUGCAGCCGACAAAGAUGCGGAAGUUCAACAUUCUGUCUCUGCUGAAGAUUCGGAAGCCAGGGCAGCCAUCUCGGCGCCUCUUGGUGAGCCAACCAAAAAAGAGGAGGACUAA